This is a messenger RNA of Candida albicans SC5314, 1179 nucleotides long. RefSeq lists its product as uncharacterized. The transcript has a single exon. The record is from RefSeq and is a predicted model, not a curated record. Lineage: Eukaryota; Fungi; Ascomycota; Pichiomycetes; Serinales; Debaryomycetaceae. Bases 1 to 1179 code for a protein of 392 amino acids.
AUGUCAGAAAACAUUACUUCUACUACUUCUGCUACUGCUGCAAAUACAAAUACAAACACCCCAACAUCCACCACUACCACUACUACAACCACAGCGACUCACAGCAAAAGCAAUUAUUAUAAUCCUAGUUUGAUCCAUCAUAGCAUUUAUAAUAAUAAUAAUAAUAACGGUACUGCUGGAUCGACAGGACCAAUAAAAACAAUAGCGGCAGCGACAUCAACAUCAGCUGCACCUACAACAAAUACAGAUUCAGGUAAAUCUUCAGUUUCAAGUAUAUCCGCCAGUAAUUCAAUAUUUUCAGAAGCACCAGAAGUAAAUUCACAUCAUUACUACUCACAUCCCCCCCAUCAACACUUUCCAUUCAUGACAAACAAUAAUCAUCACCACCAUAGUAAUGUUAAUGUUGGUGGUAUUCCCACUUCAGGCUACCCUUUCCCACAACCUAAUGCUUCACCUACAACAACAAUAGCAGGUACCAUAACUUCACAUAGCAAUGGUACACCCGAAUCACAGCAGCAACAACCUCUUGUGGCACCUCCACCACAAUCACAACCAACUGUGUCAGCUUCACUACCACAAUUUCAAAAUCAAAUAGUCUCGGGAACAGGAGCUUCUACAAAUCCUCCUCUUAAUCCUCGAAUUAGUGCCAAAUUCACUAAUAAUGAUAUUCAGAUAUUACGUCAGUUAUUGUUAGCUGGUGAAAAGCAUAAAUGGAAACAAAUCACCAAAGAAUUGAAUUCAUCAACUAAUCACAAUGCGCACAUAGUUGCAGCAAUAAGUGCUGCUGCUAUUAAAUCAAGAAGUCUUGUUAAUAACUAUGACAGUAACAAUAACAUUAAUGAUAAUACACCUACAACUAAUCUACAUCAUAGUUUUGGAUACCACCACCUUCAGCAACAACAACAUAGUUUGGAACAGAAAUCAUUAGGUCAUAGAGUAGGCAAUGGUACUACUGGCUCUUCUUCUUCUGCUUCUAGUGGGAGUAUUUCUGGAAAUUCACCUUCAACAAUACCAGCAAAGAACGUUUCUCCAACAUUUGUUGUUAAACAGUAUCAGCAAUUAUUGGGACUUCCUAAUAAUGCAUUAUAUUUUGGUACCUUAGGUAGUUCUUUGCCUUAUGUUGUUGCUGAGAAUGGAUGGGAUGACAUUGGACCAGAAGCAGUAAACUAUCAGUUCUAA